AUGCAAACCCUUCUCAGCGAUUCGGAUAGCGAGGGACUGGAGGACAGCCAAUACAGCCUCAGACCGCAGACCCUUGAUGAAUUCAUCGGGCAAGGGCGAGUUAAAAAGCAGCUGCGUAUUCACAUUGAAGCCGCCAAAAGUAGGGGACAGGCAUUAGCACAUAUUCUCUUUGUAAGCCCGCCGGGCUUGGGUAAGACAACAUUGGCACGGAUUGUUGCCAACGAGAUGGGAAGCAGCUUUAAGUCGGCAGUCGGGCCGGCGAUGGAACGUCUGGACAUCGCGACACUAUUAACCAAUCUUGAAGAGAGGGCAAUCUUUUUUAUCGAUGAAAUCCAUCGUAUGAAAGGUUAUGUUCAGGAAUCGAUGUAUCCUGCGAUGGAGGAUUAUAAGAUAGAUUUGCCCAUCGGUCAGGGACCUGCGGCAGAUAUUAUUACCGUGCCGCUCGCCCAUUUCACCCUUGUGGGAGCAACAACUCGUGAAGGCUUGUUAGGCGGACCGUUUCGAGAUCGCUUCGGCAACCGCAUCCAUCUCGAUUAUUACUCACCUGAGGAGAUUCAGAUUGCUAUCAACCGACUCAGCGAGCGGCUGCAGCCAUCCGUUAAAAUUGAGGAAGAUGCAGAAUACGAGUUGGCUCGCCGUUCACGAGGCACCAUGCGUAUUGCGGAGAAUAUGUUGAGAAAGGUCAGGGAUUACGCAACCGUUGAAUCAGACGGAAUUAUCACAUAUGAAAUUGCUCAGGAAGCGUUGGAUUUUUUCGAGAUUGACGAACUUGGCUUAGAUGACAACGAUAGAACCUAUCUGCGAACGAUGAUUGAGAAGUUUCGUGGACGGGCAGGUCUGAAGGCGAUGGCGGUCGCUGUCAGUGAAGAUGAGCGCACCAUCGAAGAGGUCUACGAACCCUACUUAAUUAAGCUCGGCUUUUUGACCCUGACACCGAUGGGGCGAGUCGCAACAGAUGCAGCUUAUCAGCACCUCGGCUAUCCAACGCCUGAGUAUCAGUCAACACUUUUCUAA
Molecule: messenger RNA, 1014 nt
Organism: Geodia barretti
Lineage: Eukaryota; Metazoa; Porifera; Demospongiae; Tetractinellida; Geodiidae
Source: the annotation of a GenBank genome assembly